AUGGACCAACUCAAACUCAAAGUGCACAACUCCCUCAAGCCGGGGGCGCCCGUCCCCUUCGUCCCCAAGGAAGAGGGCAAGGUCUCUUGGUAUGUCUGCGGACCGACGGUCUACGAUCACUCGCAUUUGGGGCACGCGAGGAACUAUGUAUCGACCGAUAUUAUACGGAGGAUAAUGCGCGACUACUUUGGCUACGAACUCAAGUUUGUGAUGAACAUCACGGAUGUGGAUGACAAAAUCAUCCUCAAGGCGCGGAGAGAGAGACUGCUGGCCUUAGAGAAAGAGAAGACCUAUUCCGAGGCCGACCUCUCACAACUGGCUGCGACGGCCUUCCAAUCCUACGCGCAAGGAAACCUGCCCGAAUUGCCGAAGGAGGGCUUGAGUCCAAGUAACUAUGCACAAAGGAGAGAUGCGGCGUAUGGGAAGGUUUUGGCUGGAGGAACAUUGACGGGCGAGGGCAAAGCAGGAGAUGCGGAGGCCAAGAUGAAGAUGCAUCUCGCGAACCUGACCACGGCUGCCCAGGGGAUACAGGAGAACAGGAUAUUUGGAGGCGCAGACGAGAUUCUUCUGCCGUACUUAGAUUCGUUGUACAAGGAGUCUAUUGAUGGAAGCGACCACUCGAUAUUCACGAAGGUCACAAAGCAUUGGGAGGAUGAUUUCAUGGAGGAUAUGCAGUCGCUCAAUGUCUUGAAACCCGAUAUCAUUACGCGAGUGACGGCCUAUUGCGAGCACAUUGUUCGUUACGUGGAUAAGAUUGUGCAGAAGGGCUUUGCCUACGAGACGGAAGGAUCCGUCUACUUCGAUAUCGCGGCAUUUGAAAAAGCCGGAAACCCAUAUGCUCGUCUGCGACCGGAUAGCAAAAACGACACGGCUCUCCAAGAGGAGGGAGAGGGCUCGUUGUCCAAGAGCGUGGGGGGUAAGCGAGGUGCUGGGGAUUUUGCCUUGUGGAAAAAGUCGAAGCCUGGAGAGCCAUUCUGGGACAGUCCCUGGGGGAAGGGCAGGCCAGGAUGGCAUAUUGAGUGCUCGGUUAUGGCUUCUGAUGUUCUCGGAUCAGAGAUGGAUAUCCACUCUGGUGGUAUUGAUCUUGCCUUCCCCCAUCACGACAAUGAGCUUGCUCAGAGCGAGGCUUACUACUGCGAGCAUGGGCAUGAACACAAUUGGGUCAGAUAUUUCAUGCACAUGGGACAUCUCUCGAUUGCAGGUUCGAAGAUGUCGAAGUCCUUAAAGAAUUUCCAGACUAUCAAAGAUGCGCUCAAGACGGAUUACACCCCGAGAGGGAUGAGGGUGGUCUUUCUGAUGGGCAGAUGGAACGACGGGGUUGAGAUUUCUCCAGAUAUGAGGACAAUGGCCCAGAACUUCUUCAUUACCGUAAAAGCACUCAUGUUGGAAGCCGGUUCAACUGAACCCCUCGCCACGUUAUCCCUGGAUACCGGCGCCGAACUGUCCGCCAUCCUCGAAAAGGCUCAAUCAGAAAUGAAGGCUGCCCUCUCAGACUCCUUUGAUACCCCUCGGGCGAUGCGCAUCAUAGCCGAAGUCAUCAAAGAGGGAAGCAUCCACAUCAACACCAAAAAGGCAGAUGCGGACAUCAAGGGACUCGAGAACAUCGCUCGCUGGAUUACCAAGAUGGUCAGGAUCUUCGGUCUCGAUGCCCGCGCUACCCAACUCGACGGUCUCGGCUGGGCUCAGGGUGACUCCAAUGACAGCCUGAGCGCCAAAGCAGUCGCUCAAAUAUACCAAGCAAUCAAGACAGAAGUCGAACGUCUCUCACUCCAUUCCUCGCUCCUCGAUCAACUCCUAGCAGCCGACGUCGACGCUGAAAUCGCUACCCGCGACGCCUCUGGCAGCAAAGACCCCGAGUUCCUCGUCUACCCCUACAUUAGAGCCAUCUCCAAGAUCCGCGAUGAACUCCGGAAACUCGCGCCUACCUCCCCGUCCAAGAAAGAAAUCCUGAGCUUCUCGGACCAAAUCCGCGAUGACGAUCUGACAAGCAUCGGUGUCUACUUGGACGAUCGCGGAGAAGGCCAAUCCGCCCUCCCAAAAUUCAUCCCUGCCGCCGAACUCCUAGCCCAGAAGGAAGAGAAAGCAGCUAAGGAACGCGAGAAGGCUGCUCAGAAGGAGAAAGCUAGACUGGACCGUGAGAAAGCCGAGCAGGAAAAAGCCGAAAAGGCAAAGCUGAGCCCGAAUGAUAUGUUCCGAGAUGAGCGAUUCAGCGCGUGGGAUGCAGAUGGGAUGCCCUCCAAAACGAAGGAAGGGGAGGAUGUCCCUAAGAGUGCGCUGAAGAAGAUGAAGAAGGAUUGGGAGAGACAAAAGAAAAUCCAUGAGGAGUGGAAGGCGAAGAACGCGUGA
Molecule: messenger RNA, 2346 nt
Organism: Drepanopeziza brunnea f. sp. 'multigermtubi' MB_m1
Lineage: Eukaryota; Fungi; Ascomycota; Leotiomycetes; Helotiales; Drepanopezizaceae
Source: RefSeq, a predicted model, not a curated record